Molecule: messenger RNA, 1461 nt
Organism: Puccinia triticina
Lineage: Eukaryota; Fungi; Basidiomycota; Pucciniomycetes; Pucciniales; Pucciniaceae
Exons: 3
Coding region: 1-1461 (486 amino acids)
Cellular component (GO): cell periphery; cell septum
Molecular function (GO): chitin synthase activity
Source: RefSeq, a predicted model, not a curated record
AUGAAUACCAGCCUGCUCUCGCCAGCCAGCGAAUACCCCACCACCACCACCCGCCCUCCCACCACCCAUGGCCGCACACUCACCCGGGGCAAGACACUCACCAGGCCCGAGCGCCAUGUCACCCCCGCACCGCUCAUCAGCACGCCCCACGCCCACCCCUUCUCCGCAUCCGCCGGCCAGCCCGCCCCCAGCCGCUGGUUCCACCCCUGGCCGCUCUACGUCGCCCUCGUCAGCCUGCCCGUCCCCGCCCUCCUCCUCCGGGCCAUCGGCAUCCCCGAGCCCACCGCCCAGCAGGCCUGGCGCGAGAAGCUCGCCCUCUGCUCCAUCGCCCUCCUCGCCGCCCUCUUCACCGGCUUCGUCACCGUCGGCAUGAACCGCGCCCUCUGCCCGCUCGUCCAGUCCGACACCCAGGCACUCAUGCUCCCCUACGCCGCACCCCUGCCCAUCCUCGCCAUCCGCGGCUGGGCCUUCAACACCCACCUCCCCCCAGACCCCGCCUGCCAGCUGCUCCCAGACUCCCUCGCACGCGCCAGCCUCUGCUUCGACCCGCUCGCCAAGACCCCCGUCUGUCUGCUCCCCCCGCUCGAGCAGCCCACCCUCGACCGUCUCCAGCUGCUCAACCAGUCCGUGCCCGUCGGAUACACCUGGGAACAGGUCGCCGCCCUCGACGGCUACUUCGUCAUCAACGGCCACGUCCUCAACCUGCUCCCCUACCUCGCCGCCAACCCCAAGCCCAUCGAGCCCGACCCCAUCGACCGCGCCAUCCGCCACAUCCUCCAGCCGAACCUCUCCUCGAUGGGCAAGGACGCCACCCGGCUCUUCUCCUACUCCGCCGACCUCCAGCGCGCCGUGCCCUGUCUGCUCGCCCGCUUCCGCGCCGGCUCGAUCGACAAGAUCACCCCGGGCUGCUUCGUCAUCAGCCCCGCCGUCCUCCCCGAGGGCGCCAACCUCAGCAUCACCAACAAGAACGGCGCCGCGCCCUGGGCCGUCGCCUCCAGCCCCAGCUCGCCCACCCGGCCCUCCAACCUCAAGCUCUUUGCGGGCAAGGUCUCCGAGAAGGCCGGCCUGCUCGACCCCAGCUCGGCCCAGCGUGCCCACCACCAGCCCAAACAGCAGAAGGCGCUCGACUCGCACGGACUGAUCAGCAUGGCCGCCAUCGGCGCCGAGCUCUUCUGCGUCUGUUUGGUCACCUGCUACUCCGAGGGCGCAGAGGGCAUCCGGAAGACGCUCGACAGCAUCGCCGCCGCCGACUACUCGGACGCCCGCAAGCUGCUCUUCGUCGUCUGCGACGGCAUGAUCACCGGCCACGGCGAGAAGACCUCCACGCCCGACGUCUGCGUCGGCUUCCUCGACCCCGACCCCCGCUUCGGCGACCCCAUGCCCAUGAGCUACCGCGCCGUCGCGGCAGGGGCUAAAGAGCACAAUCAAGCCAUGAUCUAUGCCGGCCACUACAGUCAGUAG